CAUAAUACCCGUGCGAACUAAACAGCACAAUCUUUCUUCUCUCCCCACUUCCCCGUCUCUGUUCGGCGAGGAGGAGCCCUAGGUUGAUUGUGCCCCUUUUCCUCCUUCGGAAGAACGUGCCUCGGAAGAGAGUAUGGUAGAGGAAACCAAGCUGCGGCCUGCUGAUUCUUUCUCCAUUAUCGACCCUCAAUCGUCCGUCUAUUAAGACUUAAGUGGCUUUCUGUUUUGUCAAUUCAGAGAUCAUUAUAACAAAAAAAGAUGAACGGAAAUGGGAAUGGGACAUUUAAUUCUCAGAUUUUGGUGGAUAAGUUGGCAAAACUUAAUAGUUCACAGCAAAGCAUAGAGACUUUAUCACACUGGUGCAUAUUCCAUAGAACGAAGGCAAGACAAGUUGUGGAAAUUUGGGACCGUCAAUUUCACCAUUCUCCACGUGAGCAGAGAUUAUCUUUUCUCUAUCUUGCAAAUGAUAUAUUGCAGAAUAGUCGGAGGAAGGGUGUAGAAUUUGUUAAUGAGUUUUGGAAGGUUCUUCCGGAUGCACUUAAUGAUUUAAUCGAGAAGGGGGAUGAUUUUGGAAGAAAAGCUGCUUUAAGACUGGUUGACAUAUGGGAAGAUAGGAAAGUCUUUGGUUCUCGUGGCCGUGUUUUGAAAGAAGAAAUCUUAGGUAGAAAUUCAGAAAACAUAAAGUCGAGUGAGAGAAAUACAAAUUACAAGUUGAAAUAUCCUGGUGGAGAAUUGCUUCAGAAGAUCAUCUCUGGUUAUGAGCUUAUUCAUAAUGAAAAUAUAGAUGAAGAUGCCUUGUUUGGAAGAUGUAGUACAGCUGUUAGUUCUCUGGAGAAAAUGGACCAGGAGAUUGGAAAAGAUGUCAGUCUUGGUAGUAUCGGUGGAUCUGGAGCUAUCGAGGAGUUGAAGGGUUGGCACAACAUUCUAAGAGACUGUGUUGGGCAAUUAAAGGUUGCAGAAUCAUCGAGGAUAACCCUACAGUCUCAUUUAAGAGAAGCACUGCACGAGCAGGAAUUGAAGAUUGAGCAGGUCCAUGAUCAGCUUCAGGUUGUUUUAUCCAGAUAUGAACAAUCAUCCAAUAUCUUGCUACAACUACAGAGCAUGAAUAAUAGUAACACAUCUCAACCACUUCCUGAAGAGAAACCCGAUGAACCUUCAGUCCCUAUUUCUGAUACUUCCGCCGCCUUCCCUGCCGAAACCUCCGCCAUUUCCAGCGAUUAUAAGCACGAAUCCGCACCCGUGAGAUACACCCAGCAACAACCUGCUCCCAUCCCUUGUGACAACUCGCUCCAAAACGACGAUGAACAGCGAAAAAAAACUGCCGCCGCUGAAGUAGCGGCGAAGCUCACCGCCUCCACCUCCUCUGCUCAGAUGCUCAGUUAUGUCCUCUCAUCCCUCGCUUCUGAAAGCAUAAUUGGUAAUCAAUCUAAGAACGAAGAUUAUUCUCCUCACACCAAGAGGCCCAAGGUUGAGAAUGGAGUUCCCCCCCUCUAUCUCCCUACUACUCCACCGUCAUCACAGCCACCGCCUCCCCCUUUCCCUCAUCCCGAUUCCAUCAACCCGCCACCGCCGCCAUCAUCGCCGCCAGCAAUACCUCCGUUGAUGCCUCCAUUAAUGCCACCGGCAAAUAUUUCACCGUUCAUUCAGGCGAACGGGCCGAUGGCUGGCGUCUUGCCCCCCUACAACUACGGUUCAUCACCGUUGCAGAUUCCGCCAUCGUUGACCCCACAUUUGGCGGUCAACAUGCCUCUCUAUUCCGUUCCCGCUAAUCCUUAUCAUGGUUUUCAGAUGUCGGAUGGCGGCGGGUCGUUUGGGCUUCGCCGACACCGCCGCCGCCACUCUCGAGGCAAUGAAAAGUUUCGACGAUUGUGAUGUCUCAGUUUAAAGAUUUGUUGGGUUAAGUGAUGGUCUUUGUUAGUAUGAUGUAAACAUAUACGGAGGGCAAAAUGAUGAGCGUGCAUGUAUAUUAUUUAGGUCAUUUUAACAGUCUUUUGCACGUGGUGGAGUAUUGAGGAGAUUACUGAGUUCUGAUUAUUUAUUUUAUGUUGUGUUAUUUUGAUUAGUUGAUAUAAUUGUAGUUCAAGAUUGAGUU
Molecule: messenger RNA, 2092 nt
Organism: Phalaenopsis equestris
Lineage: Eukaryota; Viridiplantae; Streptophyta; Magnoliopsida; Asparagales; Orchidaceae
Product: regulation of nuclear pre-mRNA domain-containing protein 2
Exons: 8
Coding region: 259-1872 (537 amino acids)
Biological process (GO): mRNA 3'-end processing
Cellular component (GO): RNA polymerase II, holoenzyme
Molecular function (GO): RNA polymerase II complex binding
Source: RefSeq, a predicted model, not a curated record